Molecule: messenger RNA, 1597 nt
Organism: Branchiostoma floridae (Florida lancelet)
Lineage: Eukaryota; Metazoa; Chordata; Leptocardii; Amphioxiformes; Branchiostomatidae
Product: polycystic kidney disease 2-like 2 protein
Exons: 4
Coding region: 20-1462 (480 amino acids)
Biological process (GO): detection of mechanical stimulus
Cellular component (GO): membrane
Molecular function (GO): calcium ion binding; calcium channel activity
Source: RefSeq, a predicted model, not a curated record
GUGCGCGGUGCCUGUGACAAUGCAGCACUUGUUUGGCGAAUGUUCACCAGGGUAUGGUGAACACACCAAGGAGACUGGAGCGUUUGAGGAGGGAUGGAAAAGGGUCAAGAACACAUCAGCGAUGGAAUCAGCAGCCCCUGGAUGGACCCACGUCCCCAGCGGCUACCCCAGUCUCCCCAUCUACGGUGUGACGACGCACUACUGGGGAGACGGCUUCGGUCUGCACCUGGUAAAAUCAGCAGACGAGAUGCGCAGCAUCCUAGCAGACCUGAAGGCCAACCGUUGGAUCGACAAGCGCACGAGGGUCAUCUUCUUGGAAGCGAUGCUCUACAAUGGAAACGUGGAUCUGUUCACAUCGCUGACGUUGGUGUUCGAAUUGUCCGAGACGGCCGGAGUUUUCUCCCGUCACCACGUGCAGACCUUCCGACUCCAUCAACGGCCGGGGACAAUCGGAUACAUCUAUGUCCUGCUGGAGAUCAUUUACGUCAUCAUUCUCCUCUACUCACUGUGGAAAGAGGCAAAAAAGGCACACGCAGGCGGCUUGGCCUACCUGAAGGGGGCAUGGAAUAUUGUCGAAAUCUUCAACUUUUUCUUGGCUUUCACCGCCAUUGCCUUGUAUGGCUUUAAGGCAGUCUACAGCUCAAGGGCUCUGGCGGCGAUCAAGGAAGGGAAAGAUCAAGUCCACCAUUUCCGAUCUGCGGUGAACAUUAGUCUGGUUUACGGCUGGUUCCUGGCCUUCCUGACAUUUGUCAACAUGAUGAAGUUCCUCCGGCUGUUGAGGUUCAACCCGUUCCUUGCCAAGCUGACGUCUGUGUUCCGAGGGAUGGCGGGGGAGUUCUCUUCCUUCUCUGUGUACCUGUUCCUAUGCAUGUCAGCUUUCUGCUUUUUCGGAUAUCUCAAGUUCGGCCUUAUUGUGACAGAGUACAGCUCCAUCAGCAAGUCCUUCUCCACAUUGUUCCAGAUGUCUCUGGGAAACUUCUACUACUACGAGCUGCGGGAGGCAGCCCCCAUCCUCGGCCCCAUCUUCUUCUUCGCAUUCAUUUGCAUCAUCUUCCUGGCGCUGAUGAACUUUGCCAUGGCGAUCAUCGACAGCGCACUUCCCGAAAUGCGGAACCACGACAUGCCUGAAGAGGACCGGUACUUCAUCCAGGGGCUGUGGGAACGCUUCACGGCCUUCUUCGGCUUCUGGAAAGCACCAGCCGCAGUAUGCAGGAAAAGGACCUCCCGGCAGAGCCUGAGUUUGUGCCGACUGUCAGAGAUGUUCCCGAUGCUGCAGCAGAGGAACUUCAUGCUCGCCACCGCGUCAUCAAGGUCCGCCCUGCCUCCCCAAACAACUGCGCAGACAGCGGCAGCAGUCAAGCUACCCGCUCCGAGAGCAAGGCGCCAGUGGAGGUGGCCUCCAGGUCCCCGAGAAAGGAGGAGGACACCCCAGAAAGCCACCAAGCCAGCCAAGUCAAAAUAAAGUCUAUUCUAUCCAAAGGCGGCAAAAGUGACAAGACGUCAACCAGGAGAGUCCGUUUUGCUCAUGUGGUUCUUGUUCGUCACACCGAACAACGCAAGGUGGAGUGGCCAAGUGUCAAGUUGAGCACUCAUGACA